CCAUUCCAUCCUUUCCCAACCACAUCGUCCUUGUGAUCCUCCUUCCCUCCUCUAUCUUUCUCUCCUCCCGUCUCCGUUGAGAUCACCUCUGCCCUCUUUUCUUUUCGCUUCGUAGUUCAUUUAAUUCUAUCUCCGUCACCAUGGAAGAGGAAGUUGCCGCUCUCGUUAUUGACAAUGGUUCGGGUAUGUGCAAGGCCGGUUUCGCCGGUGACGAUGCUCCCCGAGCUGUUUUCCCUUCCAUUGUCGGUCGUCCCCGUCACCAUGGUAUCAUGAUUGGUAUGGGUCAGAAGGACUCGUAUGUCGGUGACGAGGCACAGUCGAAGCGUGGUAUCCUCACCCUCAGAUAUCCCAUCGAGCACGGUGUCGUGACGAACUGGGAUGAUAUGGAGAAGAUCUGGCACCACACCUUCUACAACGAGCUCCGUGUCGCUCCCGAGGAGCACCCCGUCCUCUUGACUGAGGCCCCCAUCAACCCCAAGUCCAACCGUGAGAAGAUGACCCAGAUCGUCUUCGAGACCUUCAACGCCCCCGCCUUCUACGUCUCCAUCCAGGCCGUCCUGUCCCUGUACGCCUCCGGUCGUACCACUGGUAUCGUGCUUGACUCUGGUGACGGUGUCACUCACGUCGUCCCCAUCUACGAGGGUUUCGCCCUUCCCCACGCCAUCUCGCGUGUUGACAUGGCUGGUCGUGACUUGACCGACUACCUCAUGAAGAUCUUGGCCGAGCGCGGUUACACCUUCUCCACCACCGCUGAGCGUGAAAUUGUCCGUGACAUCAAGGAGAAGCUUUGCUACGUCGCUCUCGACUUCGAGCAGGAGAUCCAGACCGCUUCCCAGAGCUCCACCCUCGAGAAGUCCUACGAGCUUCCCGACGGCCAGGUCAUCACCAUCGGCAACGAGCGUUUCCGUGCUCCCGAGGCUCUCUUCCAGCCUAGCGUCCUGGGUCUGGAAAGCGGUGGUAUCCACGUCACUACCUUCAACUCCAUCAUGAAGUGUGAUGUCGACGUCCGUAAGGAUCUCUACGGCAACAUCGUCAUGUCUGGUGGUACUACCAUGUACCCUGGUAUCUCCGACCGUAUGCAGAAGGAAAUCACCGCCCUGGCGCCCUCGUCCAUGAAGGUCAAGAUCAUCGCUCCUCCCGAGCGUAAAUACUCCGUCUGGAUCGGUGGUUCCAUCCUGGCCUCCCUGUCCACCUUCCAGCAGAUGUGGAUCUCCAAGCAGGAAUACGACGAGAGCGGUCCCUCGAUCGUUCACCGCAAGUGCUUCUAAGCUCGUGCGCGUGAUUCGAUUCGUUUGUCGUAUUUUCCUGAUGUAUUAAAAGACUGAAACGGAGGCAAUGGUGACUAGCGGGCCUUCUCUGACUCGCACUAGGAGGAAAGAUCGCCUGAAAAAGGAACUUUUAUUUUAGCUGUGAAAUAGAGACGGUUUAUCUUGAAACGCAUGUCGCUCGGCACAAUUCUGCCCGGCAGCCAAUUGCUGGUUGGGGGAUUGAAGAGUAUUCAGGCGAGGGUUGUACAUGGGAUUGUGGACAGUGCGGUGAAAGCUCUCUUUCAUAUAGUUCUACGCUCAUGUUUGAAUUCCUUUUUUUCCGUGUUGGACCUUUUCUUUGAAAUUCUCCCUCCUCGGGCUGGGGUUUUGAAGCCUUUUUUUUUUUUUUUU
Molecule: messenger RNA, 1658 nt
Organism: Aspergillus steynii IBT 23096
Lineage: Eukaryota; Fungi; Ascomycota; Eurotiomycetes; Eurotiales; Aspergillaceae
Gene: act1
Product: actin ACT1
Exons: 7
Coding region: 141-1268 (375 amino acids)
Source: RefSeq, a predicted model, not a curated record